Acanthocheilonema viteae is the source of this 3278-nucleotide messenger RNA. Lineage: Eukaryota; Metazoa; Nematoda; Chromadorea; Rhabditida; Onchocercidae. The record is from the annotation of a GenBank genome assembly.
ACAUCAAUAUGGCAUCGCCAGCAGCCGUGGCAAGUUGGCUGCUGAGACAAGGAUUCAUGCUUUCACCACUACCAUUGCAGCCUUCCAUUGUAUCCAACAAUUUCGUGUCCCGGCCUGUACAAAGCGAUGAAGAACAUUCUCGUCGUCGACGACCAUCUCGUAUUCGUGAACUGAGCCCAGUCUGGCUGCCACCUCAACGAGCUAAUCAAUCAUUUCUAUCCGUUAAUAAAAAUUCACAAUCUGCUGGAAAAAUUAUCAGUGUUGUGAAUACGGAUCCCACUGGUGGCAGCAAGAUUGUUACUCGACGUCGUCAGAAUGGCCGCCUGGACGUUUGCAUCAUAUAUUCCCGUGAAUUUAUUGUUGCAGCAUCGGCUAGUCCAUACGCAUUGUUGCCACCCGCCAAUUUUCGACAAAUGGUCUUGGAAAUGAUAGAUAUUAUUGCUACAUUUCCAAAAAGCUAUUAUAAUUCCAUUCGAUCAAUGGCAGAUAUAUGUAGUCCAGGGCAUGAGCCCUAUAGGAUACUCGAUCGACUGCAGUUACGGUGCUAUUUAUCACAUGAAAUCGAGCGGAUCAGCGUUCUCAGGAUUACCGAAACAAAAACAUUCGAUGAGAUUGGACAUCCAAUCAGUGGUGGUCUGUAUGAUUCGCGACUGGGACCGUCAGAGACAUAUGAUACCUGUGAGACAUGCCAUCAGCAAGGAAGUUAUUGUCCAGGACACAUGGGUCAUAUCAAACUCGAAGUCCCAGUAUUCAAUCCACUCUUAUUUGGUUUCACUUUUUCCUUAAUGAAUGGAACUUGUGUACAGUGCCACAAGUUAACGUGCAAUUCAUCCGGUUUGCCAGCGAAAUUGCUGGUGGCUCAGCUUCGAGCAUUGGAUCUUGGUCUUGUUUCAGUUGCGCAAGAACUUGGUGGUUUUAUCAAGGAUCAUUUUUCUGCUGAAAAUGGACUUGGAACUUUGCAUGGAAAUGCACCAGCUCUCUCAGAUGAAAUUAAUGCAUGCAAAGAACUGGACGAAUUUCUUGAUAAAUUCACUGAACAGACCGGCUCAGGCGUUGACAAGAAUCAAUCUUUCCCUGUCAAAAAUGCCCUGGAAUUGAAAAGAUCGCUGAUUCGAGAUUUUUGUAAAGAGCAACUUUUUAAACGCCGACGACGCUGUAGGCUAUGUAAUCGAAGUAAUGGAAUCAUCCGUAACGAUGCUGGUCGUUGCAUUCUGAUUGAUUUUAGUGGAACGAAUAGCAUGAAAAAGCUUAAGCAGAUGACGCGUUUUGCACCUCUUGAAAACAUUGGAAAUAUCGAAGAUCAGGAAAUUGAUGCCGAUGAGGAUAUGAAAACAGAGGAAAAUGAAAAAAAGUUCGAUGACAAAGAGAUUGCUUAUGGAUCAUUAGCGAAUUCAUCAGAACAAAUUUUGGGAGAACAAAUGCAAUGGGUGCUAAGUGGGAAAUGCGAUAAAUUAGCUUGGAGAGGUGCUGAAGUUCGCGAACAUUUUCGUAUGCUUUGGCAAAACGAUGGUCCUCUGCUGAGGAAAAUUUUCCCCCUGUUCGAUUCUGAAGAUGAUAGGUAUUGUCCCCUUGACGUUUUGUUUUGUGAAGUAGUACCAGUGCCACCUAUAAAGUAUCGGCCCGUUCGAAUUUUCAAAGGUGAUAAAUAUGAAAAUCCACAAACUAUUAAUCUUCGGAAAUUAUUGGAAGCUUCAGAAACAAUUCGAGCCAUUCGGUUAGCAUUAUCUGGAAACAAUGAAAAAGCUCUUUUGAAUUUGGUAUCAAAAAACGUCAUAGGAAAUACAAUGCAAGCCAAAAUGCAUAAUGCAUAUUUGACACUGCAGCAGCGUAUGGGAGCCAUUUUCGAUCAAGACCUAGACAAGUGGACAGAUGUAAGAAUUCAAGUCCCCGGUAUCAAGCAAAUUUUAGAGAAGAAACAGGGCUUAUUUCGUAUGAAUAUGAUGGGCAAACGUGUUAAUUUUGCUUGUCGUUCUGUAAUCACUCCAGAUCCCUACCUAGAUAUUGAUGAAAUUGGUAUACCUGAGCUUUUUGCGAAGAAACUUACUGUUACUGAAACUGCGAAUGCUAUGAAUUUAGCUAAAUUACGAAAAAUGAUAAAAAAUGGUCCAAGUUUCCAUCCUGGUGCAAAUUUUAUUCAAAAACCAGGACGAUAUACACAAGUUUUGUCAAUAAAUAAAGCAAAUGAACGUGAUGCUGCUGCAAAGCGUCUUCAGCCGGGUAGCAGUUCUCAACUUGGUUAUCCUCUUCAGGUUCUGCGACAUCUAGAUAAAGGUGAUUUAAUGCUAAUGAAUCGGCAACCAUCUCUGCACAAACCUUCUAUGAUGGGUCAUAGAGCUCGGGUGCUUAAAAAUCAGCGAGCGCUACGCAUGAAUUAUGCACCUUGUAAAGCCUACAAUGCUGACUUUGAUGGUGAUGAAAUGAAUGGACAUUUUGUGCAAAAUCGAAUUGCGCAGACCGAGCUUGCAGAAAUUGCUAAUGUGGGGUCAAAUUUUCUGGUACCAAAAGAUGGAACACCCUUAUUGGGUUUGAUCCAAGAUCACAUAGUAUCAGGAGUUUUGUUAACAAUACGUGGACGAUUUUUCAAUAAAGAAGAUUUUAUGCAUUUGGUGCUCUCGGCGUUUGCUGAAACUACGCAGCGGUUGGUCAUUCCACCUCCAACUAUGCUAAAACCUCAGAUAAUCAGUACCAUACUAAGAAAUUGCAUUCCUCUGCAUAAACCGCUUCUGAAUAUAAGGAGUAAGGCGAAGACGCCACUUUCAUGUUGGAAAGUUGAGGAGCAUCCUGCACCGAAGUUCGAUAUGAGUGAGUCAGAAGUUAUUUUCAGGCAAGCCGAAUUGUUAGUAGGAGUAUUAGAUAAACAACAUUAUGGAAGUACACAAUACGGAUUGAUACAUUGUUGUUGGGACCUUUAUGGUCAUCGAUAUGCGACAAAAAUAUUAAGCUGUUUCUCACGUCUUUUUACAACCUAUUUGCAGUAUCAUGGGUUUACUCUUGGCGUGGCAGAUAUUCUCAUCCGGAAGGAAGCUGAUAGGCAGAGAAAGAAAGAGAUCAAAGCGCUUCGGAAAUGUGGUGAUGCUGUGGUCAGGGAAUGCUUCAAUUUGGAUGAGAAUGCAGAUGAGUCGGAAAUAAAGCAUGUGAUGGCAAGUGCGUAUUGUAAUCCAAAAGGUGAGCAAAAUCAUAUACAGCAAUUGGAUUACAAGAUGAAAGAAACAUUGAACCGAUUCAAUGAAAAGAUAAAUAGGCAUGGUUUUGUGAUUUUUUUGUUUUCAGCUUCCUAA